GAGAGAUGGUGAGGUUGCACAUCCAUCAGACGCAAGAGCGUGGAAACAUUUCAACAAGGUACACGGAGAUUUUGCUACAAAUAUUCGGAAUGUCUAUCUUGGGUUAUGCACCGAUGGAUUUAGUCCAUUUGGAAUGUCUGGUAGACAAUAUUCUUUGUGGCCAGUCAUUCUUACGCCGUAUAAUUUACCGCCGGAUAUGUGCAUGGAACAAGAAUUUCUAUUUUUGACCAUAUUAAUCCCAGGGCCGAAGCAUCCAAAACGGUCUCUUGAUGUUUUUCUUCAACCGUUGAUAGAAGAGCUAAAGCAAUUGUGGUCAGAAGGGGUGAGGACGUACGAUUGUUCCUUGAAAACCAAUUUUACGAUGCGAUCAGUUCUGAUGUGGACGAUAAGUGAUUUCCCUGCUUAUGGGAUGUUGUCUGGCUGGACAACACAUGGAAGAUUAUCUUGUCCGUAUUGUCUUGGAUCCACGGAUGCUUUUCAACUGAAGAAUGGUAGGAAGAGUUGUUGGUUUGAUUGUCAUCGUCGGUUUCUUCCACUUGCCCAUCCGUACAGAAGAAACAAGACAUUGUUUCGACACAAAAAAAUUGUCAGAGACAGUCCUCCUCCAUAUCUCACCGGCCAGCAGAUCGAAGCGGACAUUGAUUAUUACGGAGCUCAGGAAACAGUUAAGGUUGGAGGAAAUUGGCAUGUUCCUGGAAAUAUGCCUGAUGGGUAUGGUGUAUCUCACAAUUGGCAUAAGAAGAGUAUAUUUUGGGAGCUACCGUAUUGGAAGGAUCUUCUCUUACGCCACAAUCUGGAUGUCAUGCAUAUCGAGAAGAACUUUUUUGAGAACAUCAUGAAUACAUUACUUAACGUCCCUGGGAAGACAAAAGAUAACAAAAAGUCAAGGAUGGACUUACCUGAUAUUUGCUCAAGAAGUGAGUUACAUAUCAAGAGCAAUGGAAACGUUCCUGUUCCCAUCUUCCGGUUGUCAUCAGCAGCGAAAACAACCUUGUUUGACUGGGUUGCAUCGGAAGUUAAGUUUCCUGAUGGUUAUGUUUCAAAUAUGUCAAGAUGUAUUGAACGAGGUCAAAAGUUCUCCGGAAUGAAAAGUCAUGAUUGUCAUGUGUUUAUGCAACGACUGCUUCCAUUUGCUUUUGCCGAGCUCCUUCCAGCAAAUGUCCACGAAGCACUUGCAGCCAUCGGAGCAUUUUUCAGAGAUCUUAGCACACGUACGUUCAAAGAAGAAGUCAUCGAACAACUUCAUCAGAACAUUCCGAUCAUAUUGUGCAACCUGGAGAAGAUAUUUCCUCCUUCAUUUUUUGACGUCAUGGAGCAUCUAGUUGUCCACCUACCGUAUGAAGCAUUGCUUCGUGGACCUGUUCACAACGGAUGGAUGUAUCCGUAUGAGCGACAGAUGAAACAUUUGAAGGGGAAAGCAAGAAAUCUUGCAAAGGUAGAAGGUUCAAUAGUUGCAGGGAGUUUGACAGCCGAAACAUCUAACUUCACAUCAUACUACUUUGCUCCAACUGUUCGUACGAGAAAAAGAGUUCCUAGAAGAUAUGAUGAUGGUGGAGUACCGACAUCAUAUCCAAUUGAUGGUGUUCCUGACAUUUUCUGCGAAAUUGGACGGUUUGGUGGUAAAACGAAAGAAGUAUGGUGGUCAUGUGAAGAAGAUAAACAUAGUGCCCACACUUAUAUUCUGCUCAACUGCGAGGAUGCAAUGACCCGUUACUUUGAAAGGAUGUUUGUAUCUCAAGUUGAAGAAGCAAUACCAGGAAUAUCUGCAACUGAUGUGGAUACACGUAAAGAUAAGCACUUUGUCAAGUGGUUAAAAUCACAGGUUGAUUAUGACGAUCCUUAUUAUCCCGUAUGGUUUCAUGAAUUGGUUCAAGGUCCAGUUGCAAAGGUCACCACAUCACCUAUGUAUUUCACACGAGGAUUUACCUUUCACACAUACGAGUAUGGGAGACAUCGGGCAACGAGUAACUACGGAAUAUGUGUGAAAGGUGAAACAGACUUUUACGGGAUAUUGCAGGAGAUUAUUGAAGUGGAAUUUCCGGGGUUAUUGAAGCUAAAAUGCGUCCUCUUCAAAUGUGAAUGGUUCGAUCCUGUUGUGAACCGAGGGAUUCGGUAUAACAAAUUUGGUGUUGUGGAUGUCAAUUUUGGGAGAAGAUACAACAAAUUUGAGCCUUUCAUUUUAGCUUCACAAGCCGAGCAAGUUAGCUUCCUUCCUUAUCCUCGGCUUCGAACUUCCGGGAUAAACUGGGUAACUGCUAUCAAAGUUACACCUCGUGGACGCAUUGUCGUUGGAGAAGAACCGCCCUUGCAAGAAGAAGACGCUAUCACUGAAGUUGAGGUACCAGAACAACCAACUGAUGAAAUCCUUUUGAUCGACCCGCAAAACUUUCAAUAUGAAGAUAUUCCCGAAGAUGCGACAGAUGAAGCACGUGAAGACGAGUUCGAGAGAAGCGACGAUGAUGAUUGUAAUGAUAGUGAUGAGAACGAAAACGAUUUAGAGUGAUGUAAUAUAUGUAUCAAAUGUUGGAUUUCUCUAUUGUAAUAUUUUCUAAAAGAAAGAGUAAGAAGUAGUAUGAUAUAAGAUAUGAUGUUAGAUGAUAUGUCACUUUGGGGUUUAGGGAUUUCAUUCUCGGUGUUUAGGGUUAAGCGUCGUAAUUUCGUCGUAAAUGGAAAAACGCGGGCCUGGUAAUUUCGUCGUAACUCGAAAAACACGGGCCUGGUAAUUUCGUCGUAAAUUAAAAAACACGGGCCUGGUAAAUUCGUCGUAAAUGGAAAAACGCGGGCCUGGUAAUUUCGUCGUAAAUUUACGUCGAUUUUACGACGAAUCCUAAUCUAUAUAAGGGGACGCCGAGAGCGAGGCUGCCUCGCUCAUUCCUCCCAAAUUCCUUUGCUCUCUCUAAGGUAAACUCUCUCUUCUCUCUCUCUUUUUUUUUUUUUUAAAUUAGUUUAGGUGAUUAGUUAGGUAACGGAAUUAGUUUAGGUGAUUAGUUAGGUAAUUAGUUUAGGUGAUUAGUUAGGUAACGGAAUAAUAUUUUUAUUAUGUCGUAACUGAUAAAAUUUAUUUUAAUUUUUUUUAGAUGGCUCCUAGAAGAAAAUCCAGAGCACCUAGUUAUAGAGAUUUGUUUGGCGACGAUGGUUCCGGUACAUCUUCUUCCGGUCCAUCGUCUUCUGGUCCAUCAUCCUCCACCGCAGUUCCAGACUCUCAGCCUUCUCAGAGAGUUGCUUGGAGUCCUCCUCCACCGCAGAUGCCUCCACCAUUUGUUUUUAAAAUAUUUAUUUUAAAAUAUUCAAUUAAUAUAACUUUUAAUAUUUUUUUUUGUAGUUGGAGAAGACGGGAGUCUUACCAUCUCUGUCUGACCUAUUCAAGAUGACUCACGCCACAUCCGACGGAGUUUUUGUGGAUCCUGCAUCAGAGAAACUCGCUCAAGCAGUGGCUACUCGGAUUGAAGAACGGGAGACGCAACUAACUCAGGAGUCUCCCGAUGGAUUACCCGUCACAUUGUCCACCGAAGAAGCCGACCGAAUCUUCGAAGAGGUAGUACAACUAAAAUUUUUUUUUUCAUUAUUUUUAAUAACUAUAUUAAUAUAUGUUUUAAUUUUAUAGCUGGCUCCUAGAAAGAAGGGCCGAAUAGUCGGUAUAGGCUCCGUUAACCAAGUUGCAAGGGCAACUUCGUCAUACACUUCGAGACGGGAUGAAGAGACUUCUCAGAUGAAAGCUCGAAUGGAUAGCCAGCAGGUUCGUUUAGACUCUCUUGAGGAUUUCCUAGACGUGAUGGCCGUGGGAAACCCGGUUAUGCAGAGAAUGUUGAGUCAGAGACGAGCCGCUCUUGGGUUGCCAGUACGAGAUCCCCAAGAGUCCGAUCCAACCCGUCAACAGCCGAGCAACCCCACCGACUACUUCGAUGAUAUGUAGUUUUUUUAAUAUUUUCGGUUUGUAUUAUGAAUUUAAAUAUUAUGACUUUUAAAUGCUUUUUUAUAAAUGUUUUUUAUUUUCA
This is a messenger RNA of Brassica rapa (field mustard), 3995 nucleotides long. RefSeq lists its product as uncharacterized. NCBI's taxonomy places the organism in Eukaryota, Viridiplantae, Streptophyta, Magnoliopsida, Brassicales, Brassicaceae. The record is from RefSeq and is a predicted model, not a curated record.